Molecule: messenger RNA, 1701 nt
Organism: Cryptomeria japonica (Japanese cedar)
Lineage: Eukaryota; Viridiplantae; Streptophyta; Pinopsida; Cupressales; Cupressaceae
Product: photosystem II protein D1
Exons: 1
Coding region: 124-1185 (353 amino acids)
Biological process (GO): photosynthesis, light reaction; photosynthetic electron transport in photosystem II
Cellular component (GO): chloroplast thylakoid membrane; photosystem II
Source: RefSeq, a predicted model, not a curated record
UCAUAAAGAUGUCAAAAUAAAUAUUGGUUGACAUACAGAUAUGUCUCAUAUUAUACUGUUGAAUAACAAGCCUUAUGUGUAUGCUUGGGAGCUUCUAAUGAUUAAAUAAACCAAGUUAUAACCAUGACCGCAAUUUUAGAAAGACGCGAAAGCGCAAGCCUAUGGAAUCGUUUUUGCGAUUGGAUCACUAGCACUGAAAACCGUCUUUACAUUGGAUGGUUCGGUGUCUUAAUGAUUCCUACCCUAUUGACUGCAACCUCUGUAUUCAUUAUCGCUUUCAUUGCAGCUCCUCCAGUAGAUAUUGAUGGUAUUCGUGAACCUGUUUCCGGUUCUCUUCUUUAUGGAAACAAUAUUAUUUCCGGUGCUAUUAUUCCUACCUCUGCAGCCAUUGGUCUGCAUUUCUAUCCCAUCUGGGAAGCAGCUUCUGUUGAUGAAUGGCUAUACAACGGUGGUCCCUAUGAGCUAAUCGUUCUACACUUCCUACUUGGUGUAGCUUGCUAUAUGGGUCGUGAGUGGGAGCUUAGCUUCCGUCUAGGUAUGCGUCCUUGGAUUGCUGUUGCAUAUUCAGCUCCAGUAGCAGCAGCUACUGCUGUUUUCUUGAUUUACCCUAUUGGUCAAGGAAGUUUCUCUGAUGGUAUGCCUCUAGGAAUCUCUGGUACUUUCAAUUUCAUGAUCGUAUUCCAGGCUGAACACAAUAUUCUUAUGCAUCCAUUUCACAUGUUAGGUGUAGCUGGCGUAUUCGGCGGCUCUCUAUUUAGUGCUAUGCAUGGUUCCUUGGUAACUUCGAGUUUGAUCAGGGAAACUACCGAAAAUGAGUCUGCUAAUGCAGGUUACAAAUUUGGUCAGGAAGAAGAAACCUACAAUAUUGUAGCUGCUCACGGUUAUUUCGGCCGAUUGAUCUUCCAAUAUGCUAGUUUCAACAACUCCCGUUCUCUACAUUUCUUUUUAGCUGCUUGGCCAGUAGUAGGUAUCUGGUUUACUGCUUUGGGCAUCAGCACUAUGGCUUUCAACUUAAAUGGAUUCAAUUUCAACCAAUCUGUUGUUGACAGUCAAGGUCGUGUAAUUAACACUUGGGCCGAUAUCAUUAAUCGUGCUAACCUUGGUAUGGAAGUGAUGCACGAGCGUAACGCUCACAACUUCCCUCUGGAUCUAGCUGCUGUUGAAGCUAAUUCUAUAGACGGCUAAUUACUCAAUCCGAUGAAUUGUUAGUGUCUUUCAAUCCUUGAAAAGCAAAAAAGAAAGCAGUACCAAAACCGAAAGGUUUGGUACUGCUUUUUUCCGUCUAAUUUUUCCGUCAUAAAACUAAAAGUUAUUGCGAGCAGAGCACAAUAACUUUUAUUGUGCAUCCAGCAGGAAUUGAACCCGCGACUUCCCAAUUAUGAGUUGGGUGCUUUAACCAUUCAGCCAUGGAUGCAUAUUAAUAAUAAUAAUAAGUAUCGGCUCAGAUCUUAAAUUGGAUACCAAAAACUAUUGUUUUCAACAAACAAAUAAAGAAAUGUAACGAACUUGCUCGAGAGUUGUAUUGAAGGUUAUUUAUCUUGCAAUGCAUCACUUUGAUGUCCGGUCAGAGCUUGCCAACAGAACUGAAGAGUUCAUAACUAACUAAUAAUAUAAUAGUUUCAUUAUUAGUUCAUUUUCGGGGCUUAGAACCAUUCUUCUUGAAAUGGAAUGACCGUAGACAGAGACUGUCAAUUAGUUUGG